Molecule: messenger RNA, 2182 nt
Organism: Brachypodium distachyon (stiff brome)
Lineage: Eukaryota; Viridiplantae; Streptophyta; Magnoliopsida; Poales; Poaceae
Exons: 8
Coding region: 80-1873 (597 amino acids)
Biological process (GO): maturation of 5.8S rRNA; maturation of LSU-rRNA
Cellular component (GO): preribosome, large subunit precursor; Las1 complex
Molecular function (GO): endonuclease activity
Source: RefSeq, a predicted model, not a curated record
AGGGGGUUCGCAGUCCCCACAGGCCAAUACUGCUCGCUGGGUUUAGUAGGGUUUUGAUUCGCCGCUCGAUUCAGCUCCGAUGGAGGCGGAAGAGACCGGCGGCGCCGGCGGCGCCGGCGGCCACUCCACCGGCCGGAAACUGGUUCCGUGGUCCAGCUGGGCGGAGUGGCAGUUCGUCCGCGAUGCCAUCUUCUCCCCAUACCCCGACCACGCCGCCGCUCUUCGCAGGAUCGCGGCAUGGCGGAGCAGGGGCUGCCUCCCAAUCCCCGUGGACGUGACUGCUUCCCUCGUCGAGAUUAUGCUCCGAGACCCCUUCUUCCGGAAUGGAGUGCCUUCAGAAGAUAAGGUGGAGUCGGAGCAGAUGCUCUCCAUGCUGUACACUAUGGGUAUCAUGAGGCUUGUAAAUGGCCUUUUGGAGAACCCACAUAAGGAAACUGGUCGUUCAUUAUCUGAAUUAGCUGUGACUGUUGGCGUGCCACGGAUUCUUGUCGACAUUCGUCAUGAGGGUUCCCAUCGUGAUCUUCCCUCUCUGCGCCUCCUACAUUUGGCAGCCAUUAAGGCAUUUGACUGGUUGAAGUGUAAUUACUGGGAUUCCCAAACUAAGGCUAUUCCUGAUACUCGACUGGAACUGAGCUCAAUAUUGCACGUGAUGGCCAAAUUUAUGAAGGGCAAAGAUUCUGAAAAUGCAAAACCAGGAUCCAAAAGGAAACGUUCCCAAAAACUGAUGUCAGAUUCCAUAAAGUAUGUACGUCGACUUUACUAUACAUGCCCCUCUGAGGUUGUCUCUGUUCUGUUAGAGUUUUUCGUACUCGAUGCCCCAGAAAUCUCUGAAACCGGUGAUAUGCAUCAGACUGAUAGUUUGGAUGUAAAUCAUUCAUCUGAUGUUCAAAAUGAACUAUCAAAUGGAGAUAUGGAAACUAUCAUAGAAAAACUAUCAGAAAAAGAACCAAGAGUUCUUCUUGGCAUCCUAAAGUUGGUAAUUGAAAUGAUUGAGAGCCUCGAAAUCAAAGGUGAAUCAUAUGCCUGCCUGCCAGCUGAGUCAUCAAAAAUGAAAAAUGUGUGCUCCUUGGUUCUAUGGAUUGUCACAAAUAUAAAAGAAUUAAAGGAUUCUGGACGCAUUGGACUUGUCGAGGAGAUAGGAGUACUCUCUUCAGACAGGAAUGCGGUCCCUAGUUUCUGUCUUGCCAAACUUCUGCAGAAGUUCUUGAGUUUGUCCAUUAUAGGUGAAAAAUGCAUCACAGAUGCAGCGUUACUGCUGAUUGAGAUGGCUGACAAUAAUAACGUGAAGGAGAAACUGAGGAAGCUUCCUGUGUUGUCCUUGCAAAGGUCACAUAAAGAUUGCACCAUCCUUGAGUCUAGAAUCAUAUCCAGUGGACAAGGAUCAGUUGAAAGUGCCACAGAGAAGCUGGAAAUGUUCAAGUUGCAGUUGAGGAAAUCGGAGAAUGCAUGUUUAGCAGAAAAUGGCCCUAAGGGAUUGUUCAGUGCAAGCAUGCCAGAGAAACAUAAUAGGUGGUCUAUAGCAAAGUCCUGGACCCCCUGUCCAUUAGGAAUGAUACCAUGUUCAUAUAGUUCAACUGCUGUUCUUCCUGCCCUUGGUGUCAUUGAUUGUGAAUUGAAGGAUGACACAAUAGAACAUGGGACUUUUGAGCAUGAUGGUCAGACCGAAACGUUUGCCUAUUAUUCUCAACCUGAGAAGCAGUUGGAUGAUGUGAACAUUCUAGAAAUAUCAAGAUCACCACCAUGUGAGAUUUCUGAUUUGCCAGAGCUAACUUCCCCUUUGAGGGGUAAAUUACUGGUUGGUGGCCUGUGGAAAAAGGUGACCGAGGAAGAGCUGCUCUCUAUGAAAUCAAACAUGAAAAUAUUGUUAUGUUAGCUAGUUUAAUUCUCAUUUUGUUGUAACAUUGGUUAUUAGUUUAGUCCUCCCGUCGGCUGCAAACCAAUUUUCAUCUGCAGACGAGCAAAUGAUAGCGUUUUACUGGGGUUGUUUUGAAAACCCUGUUUUCUCAGUCCAGUGUUCGUGAAGAUUUUUGUUGCUGUCACUGACUCCGUUUGUGUGCCAUGUAUGAGCAGCAGAUGGCCUAGCACUUCUAUUGUAUUGGAUGAAUAUGAAAGUGAAAAUCAGCAUGUACUGUUAACUGUCAAUUUAUGGCAAAAUAAUAAUAUCAACAUCUAUUAUGCCAAA